AUGAAAGCGGUCAUCACAAAUCGAUUCUUGCCUAAACGUUUACUGAGUCUCGCUCUCGGUAGUCCGCUUGGGCAGGGUGCAAAUGUCCAGGAUGUCCCGAUCCCAAGCAUUACCGAUAAUGAGGUCUUGGUUAAGGUGCGUGCUGUCGCGCUGAAUCCGAUCGACUACAAGGACAUUGAUUCCUUUUCACCCCGCAACUCUGUUAUUGGUUGUGACUAUGCGGGGGAGGUGACUCGCGUCGGCAAGGAAUCAGGGCAGCGCUGGAAGGUUGGAGACAGAAUCGCUGGCUUUGUUCACGGUGGCUUAUAUUCCGAUGUUGGCUCAUUCGCAGAGUACCUUAAAGUCGAUGGGGACUUGGCCUGGAAGGUGCCUGACCAAAUGACCCUAAGCGAAGCCACCACCUACGGUCUUUCGGCAGCCACUGCGUUGCUGAGUCUUUCGUACCUUGACAUCCCAUGGGCGGAUAUUGAGAAUGGACGAAGCGCUCAAGGUGACCAACAGACCAUUCUCAUCUAUUCGGGGGCCUCGAACGUUGGUCUCUACGCUAUUCAAUUAGCCAAGAGAGCAGGAUACAGGGUUGUGGCAACGGCUUCGCCACGUUCCUUUGACCUCGCAAAGCGUUAUGGUGCAGAUGAGGUAUAUGACUACCGGACCUCUGCAUCCAUUGGCGAAAUCAAGGAGGCCUACCCAAACAUCACGAAAGCUCUAGACUGCUUUUCCGAAGGCAAUUCGACCACCUUCUGUGCUGAUGUGUUGCGGGAGGGCAAAGUGGUCACACUGCUUGACCAAGGAAAGCCGAAGAAGGCAAACGUGACCUAUACUUUCCUCAUGGUUUACACCGUAUUCGGUCGUAAGUUCCAGCUGUUGGCGCCCCUUGGCCCCGUGUUCCCGGUGAUGUCGGCGGACCGCGAGCUCAUCCGCAAUUUUUAUGGUAACUUGUCCACCUUGAGCCUUGACGUUGUCAGACCUCCACCCAUCACAACGAUCAAGGGCGGAUUCAAAGAGAUCUUUGAAAGUCUAGCGACACUUCGCAAGGGAGAAGGUCGCGGCACAAAGCUUGUCGUUGAGUUUCAGUGA
Molecule: messenger RNA, 1077 nt
Organism: Penicillium subrubescens
Lineage: Eukaryota; Fungi; Ascomycota; Eurotiomycetes; Eurotiales; Aspergillaceae
Product: zinc-binding alcohol dehydrogenase family protein
Exons: 1
Coding region: 1-1077 (358 amino acids)
Molecular function (GO): oxidoreductase activity, acting on NAD(P)H
Source: RefSeq, a predicted model, not a curated record